Messenger RNA from Histoplasma mississippiense, 720 nucleotides. RefSeq lists its product with no specific name. Bases 1 to 720 code for a protein of 239 amino acids. Lineage: Eukaryota; Fungi; Ascomycota; Eurotiomycetes; Onygenales; Ajellomycetaceae. The record is from RefSeq and is a predicted model, not a curated record. The transcript is spliced from 2 exons.
AUGGACCCGAAAAUAUGGAUAUCCAGACUUGGACCUGUGCCACUGGCCAUGCAACUUAUUUUGAAUAUCCGUGACGGUGCGGAGAGUCCAGGACCCAUCCAGGUUGUGCACCCACAAAACCUGUCCAGGGGGCGGGUUACACGGGACCAGUUGGCGGGGGACAUUGGCACCAUUGACCUGUGCAGCGGCCACGUUCUGAGCAUGGAGCUGCUGGGGGUUAGGGGCAAACAACUGCUGGAGCUGCGGUUGCUGAACAGCAACGGGGGGGGCAGGGGCGGCAGGGGCUGCCCAUCCAAACCAGUUUGGAACUUGUGGCUGGGCUUCGGCAAUUGGCUGGGCACCGAUUCGUCCAUGCUGGUUGGGGUGGAGAUGCGAAUAAACAAACAAAUCAACAGUAAUAAGAAUAGUAGUGAUUGGAGUAGGAAGUAUAGUAGUCAUAGUCAGAAACAGCAGGAGGAGAAUGAAAAAGGGAGAACAACAGCGACCAUGACAGCCUGGUUCGGUGCGUUAUUCACGGGCGCGGGGGCUGGAGCUGGAGCUGGAGCUGGGGCUGGGGCUGGGGCUGGAGCUGGAGCUGGAGCUGGAGCGGCAGGCGGCACUGGGGCCGGGUUAUGGUUUUCAAUGACAUGGCCGGGAAAGGGAUGGGCAGCCUGCAGCGCAGCAUGUUGUGGAUGGGCGGGAUUCUGCAUGGGAAUAAACUGGAAAACAGCGGGUUGGUGA